GUGGUGGACAUCAUGCGGGUGAACGUGGACAAAGUGUUGGAGAGGGACCAGAAACUCUCCGAAUUGGACGACCGCGCGGACGCCCUCCAGGCCGGAGCCUCCCAGUUCGAGACCAGUGCC
Charadrius vociferus (killdeer) is the source of this 120-nucleotide messenger RNA. Its product is annotated as vesicle-associated membrane protein 3. NCBI's taxonomy places the organism in Eukaryota, Metazoa, Chordata, Aves, Charadriiformes, Charadriidae. Gene Ontology annotation, biological process: vesicle fusion; vesicle-mediated transport; SNARE complex assembly. The record is from RefSeq and is a predicted model, not a curated record. The annotation marks the transcript as partial. Gene Ontology annotation, cellular component: SNARE complex; plasma membrane. Gene Ontology annotation, molecular function: SNAP receptor activity; syntaxin binding. The transcript has a single exon.